Messenger RNA from Rhagoletis zephyria (snowberry fruit fly), 2284 nucleotides. RefSeq names its product zinc finger protein 677-like. Gene Ontology annotation, cellular component: nucleus. The record is from RefSeq and is a predicted model, not a curated record. Lineage: Eukaryota; Metazoa; Arthropoda; Insecta; Diptera; Tephritidae. Gene Ontology annotation, biological process: regulation of transcription by RNA polymerase II. Gene Ontology annotation, molecular function: RNA polymerase II transcription regulatory region sequence-specific DNA binding; DNA-binding transcription factor activity, RNA polymerase II-specific.
AUGUACGAUACACGGCAUGAAACAGAGGCACGAGUGCAUCGGAAGACUAAAAAGCUCUCAAGACCAGAGAUCGUGUUAAGCGAUGAACAAUUUAUUGAUUUGGCCAAAAGGUACGAAACACAUCCAUGCCUCUGGAAUGAAAAUGAGAUAGCAUACAGAUUCACUAACAGGCGUCGUGAAGCCUUGGAGAAUAUACUUCAGGAAUUUAAUAAAAAGUUUGAUAUAAACUUAACUAAACCUGAUCUGGAAAAGAAACUUUCUCGACUACGCAAAAUAUGUUCAUACGAAAAGAAUCAAAAAAUAGAAUGUAAACAAAGCAAAAGUAUUUAUAAACCAACAUGCCCAUAUUAUAAGCACUUGGCGUUUGCUGAGGUCGAUGUUAAUCCUUUUGAAUGCUCAGUUUGUGGAAAUUUACUUCCUAGUCAAAACCAGUACAAAAUACAUUUAGCAUCCCAUGACGGAUCGCCACCAUAUAAAUGUAUUGUUUGUGGACAUGGAUUUCAGAAGUCAGAUAAUUUAACGGUACAUUUGCGGAGGCAUGCACAAGACUACAGCUACACCUGUGAGGUGUGCAACAGGCCUAUUGCAACCUCAACUGAGUUAAAAGCCCAUAUGCUUAUCCACACUGGCGAAAAACCGUAUGUUUGUGAUAUUUGCGGCAAGAGUUUCAAAAAGCUAUACGAUUUUAAAGAACAUUUGCCACGACAUGAGGAACGCAAAAUUCACAAGUGUACAAUUUGUCCAAAGGCCUUUUAUACUAGGAGUAUGUUUAGGGAACACAAGGCCACUCAUUUGAAGGUGCGGGACAAAAUAUGCAGCGUUUGCAAUAAAGGAUUUACAACUCGGAAACAACUUCGUCAACACAAAGACAUUCAUGAUGCAGCAAAGAAAUUUGUUUGCAAGAUUUGUGGGAAGCGUUUUGCCCAAUCCGCUGGACUAUGUGCACACAUAAAAUCGCAUGGAACAGCAUUAUCUUCUAAGAUUGCAAAUUAUGAAUAAUUUUUUUUAUUUAUUUGUGCUUUGUUUUAUAAUUAAAAUCCAUACAUACAAUAUGUAAUAUCUUUCUUACCAUGAAGUUGUAAUUUAAUUUUAUUUCGAAUAUUGAUCCUUUUUUCAUACAACAUUAGACAUUGAAAUUUAAGCAGGGACCGAAAAUGACCGUUGAAUAUUAAGAUUUUUAUUUUUUGCGUAUUAAAAAAUCGUUCUUUGAUUUUUAUUUUUCCGAUCAAGAAUAAGCGUUAAAUUUAGAUUGUUGUUUUUUUGGGUAAAUUGGAUUCUUAUUUUUUCGAUCGUUUGCAAACCUUAUGAGGCAGACUGCGUUUUGUAUGACUGAUUUAAAUCUUUUCUGGUCUAAAAUAUUAAAUCUGAAAAUAACGGUUAUAUGAUCAAAAAAGCAUAAAAGAUAACGGUUAGGUUUUAAAGAUCAUAACCGUUAUGGUCCCUGAAUUAAAGUGAAUAAUAUGUUUUAUGUUUUCCCAUGUUAAAAUAUUAGGUAUCAAAUUAAAGCGCUUGGCCUGUAGAUGUUUUAUUUUUUCGAAAAGAAUUGCCACCUGAUAUAAUUAAUUCAAUUUAUUGAGUAAGUCAAAUCAGUUAUUACAUAAUGGGUAUAGUUUUUGCUCUAACUUUCGGCCGAUUACCGAAGCUGAAGCGGAUGAUUUACUUUAAAAUUUUUUCAAAGAAUAAACCUUUUUAAGUGUACAUAAAAUACAAAAUACAUAUAAGCGUAUUUAUCUUUUGUGUUUUAACAAAAAAAUUCUAAUUUUCUUAAAAUAAUUGCAGUCACAGUUCAGUUUCUAAGCAAAGUGAUUGUUAUGCAGCGAAUAUAUUUGUUUAUAUGAACGUUAAUAAUAUUAUAAUAAUAUUUUGGCGCUUUCACUUUUGCUAAGUGUUUGGCCGAAGUUCUCCUCUAAUUUGUGGUGUGCGUCUUGAUGUUGUAACACAAGUGGAUGGACUUAUAGUUUUAUGCCGCUUUCGAAUGCCAAAUGGAUUUCAUCCCCAUGCACUAUGGUUGAAAUAAGCACUUUCUGUUGUCAAAAGUCCAAUUUUCAGUUUUUACUUUCAAAAUUUUUAACAGGCGGACUUUGUUCUAGAUACUCUAAUAGAAAUGAAAUUAUAAAUUUAUGACCGUAAGGUAACCUUGGUCCCCUAUCUGCCGACGUAAAGUUUGUGGUUUUGUUUUUAGUUUGGGCUAGAAUUUUAUUAUGUUGAACUGUAGUGCUAGUUGGAUGUGUUUUAUUUAAAAAAAAAAACAAGAAAAAACAAAAAAAUAUUCCGACGAACUGAU